Dermacentor andersoni is the source of this 366-nucleotide messenger RNA. NCBI's taxonomy places the organism in Eukaryota, Metazoa, Arthropoda, Arachnida, Ixodida, Ixodidae. The record is from RefSeq and is a predicted model, not a curated record.
AUGAACGCGACAAAUUGUCUAUGCUCGGAUACUGCGCGUGGCUACACACCCGGCGGCGCGGCUGCGUCCAGCGACUCGGAGACGUCGGAGAGCAACAACUAUUGGACCGUUGACGGUAAGGGAGCCUCCAAGACACGCGAAGGCAAGCUGUCCAAGAAAACAGCUCGGAAGAAGCACUCGUCGGGUAGUGAAGCAGAGAAGAAGAGCGGCUCAUCGCCCUCGUCCAAGCCCGAGCAGUGCGAAGUCUUGGACUUUGGCGGCGGUUCGUCGGCGCCGGCUGGCGAUAGCGGCAGUGAAGACGACGGUGAUGUCGUUUCAAAAGUAGAGUUCAGCGAUAGCUAUGACGAGAACCUCAUGGGCGCAUGA